GAUAUUUUUAGUGUUGUGAUCAAUGUAUUUUAUAUAGCCUCUUGGUAGUAUUUAUUGUGUAUUUAAUAGGCCUUAAAUGUAAAAGGCUACUAAGCUAAAUUAGGAAUGGGCCUCCUAAAAAGGAGAGCCCAUAUCAUUGUAAAACCUACCAUUCUAAGGAGGCUAUAAAUAGACCCCUUAGGAAUGGCUAGGUUAAGCUUUCCUCACUCAGAAAUAUUCCCUGCGCAUAGAAUAGAGCCUACAGAAGUUUUACGCUACAUAUUCUUCAUCUUUAUGUAAACUUUCUGGCUAUCAAUGGAAAGCUUCUUCUACUCCUAUUAAUCAGAUCUUAUACAUUAUAGAGUAGAAAUAGGGACCAACAAUUGGUAUCAGAGCUAAGCGUGUGACCGAUUGAAACUUCUGCAAAUUUUUCGAUCGAUUGAAGACAGAAGAAAACUCUUGCGCGAAACUUUUCGGAGAAGUUUUUGCUUCUUGCGCGAUUUUCUAUACUGUUUUUGCUGUCAUUUUUGCAGGAAAAUGUGUACAGGAAAGUGUUUAUAGGCUUGCAAGGAUCUGCUCUGUGAAAAAUCUCGCCCAGAAAGUUGGCGUACAGGUUAAGCUGGACUAGAGCGAUUCUGCAAUUUCGCACAACUCGCUGAAAAGACGAACAUAUUUAGCGCAAAACAGCUCCUGCGCGAUUUCAGCUUCGCGCAACACUCCUUGCGCCAUCUUGGAGUUGAGCGAUCCUCCAUUUGAACGAUCUCUUGACUUGAGCGAUCUUUGGAGUUGCCCCAUUUCAAAGUUGAGAGAUUUUGGAAGUUGAGCGAUUUGGACUUUUGCGUGACAUCGAGAGUUGAGCGAUCUUAAAAUCGAGAAGGGGCUUGCGCGAUUUCAGUUUCCUGCGCGAUCACAGUCCCCUUGCGCGAUUUUCCAGUUUGUGCGCGAUAAGGCCUGCGCGAUCACAGUCCCCUUGCGCGAUUUUCCAGUUUGUGCGCGAUAAGGCCUGCGCGAUUUCCCUUUCUUCUUGCGCGAUCCGGAUACUCUGUUGCGCUAUUUUCCCUCUUUGCCCGAAACGAGUUGCGCGAUCUACUCUUUUUGCGCGAUCAUAGCCCUGCGCGAAAGUACUGUGUUGCGCGAUUGACAGGUUCUGCGAGAAAGCCUUGCGCGAAGUUCUCUUCGGAGCAAAUUAAAUUUAAAAAAAAAAGGGAAGGAGGGGCAAAACUGUCUUUUGAGACCCGACAAAUUUUGCGGCUAUCGUGUCCGCAGGUCGCCCGCGCAGGGGGGGUGCGAAUUUUCAGUUUUGAACUUCAAGCCGAAAUCCCCUGUGCGCGAGAGCUCCCCUCUUCUCCUUCACCAUUUAAUCUUAAGGAAUGAGUGUUCCAUAUAUAUAGGCUCCAAAAGUCUCUUGGAGUUUAGGUGUGGGAUAAGUUAACAAGCUUACUUUUCCCUUCCCUUGGAAGAGUACACUUUUUGCACUUACCCACUUCAAGAGCUAAUUGUGAGCCCAAUUCAAACCUUGUGGUCAAACUCCAAAACCAAAGGUCUACACUUUGUCAAAACUUCAAAUAGUCAACCUUGGGAGAAAAAAAAAAAGAAAAAAAAAAUUAAUUAAUUAAAAAAAAAAAAAGUCAAAAAUCUCAAGGUUAAGACAAAUUUUUCUCAAAGUCAAAGCUACAUUUUCAAGAGCCACUAACCUGCAGAAAAACUUCAAUCAACCACACGUCAACGAUCAACAUUCAACAAUCAAUCAUGACUACCCCAACCGCUGCUGAUAAAGUGACUGCCCUCUCUGCUAAAAACAAGAAUGCAGACAGCGCUGUAAGCACUUCUAAUCCUUUUGCUUAUACUUGCUCUAGAACUGACCCACACGAUAGAAUUAAGGAGCUCGAGGAAAAAUUUAAUACGGGAUUUAGUGUGUAUAACAGACUACGUAUCAAUUCAGAGAAAAUCAUCACUAAGCUCACAACUGAAAAUAAGAGACUUAGUGCUAGCGAAAAAGAACUGACAGAGAAGCUUAGAACAACUGAGAAAGAGAGAAUUAGACUUUUUGGUGUCAAUAAUUUACUUAUGGAAAGAAGGGGUGCUCUUUACACCAAAAUCAAAGAACUCGAAGACCUGUUAGCCAAGAGAGACCAAACAGACCAGACUAUUUUCCUUAACCAGCCUAAGGACACUCGUUUCUAUAACGCCAAAGAAGGCUUGGGUUUGACCAAUCCUCAGAACCUGAAAAAGGUCAACUGUAGACAACUCUAUGAUGUUAGAUACAUGAAAAUAGGAUUGACCAAACUCAUGGCCUUCACUGGAACUGAAGAAACGAAUGCCCUUGAGGAUGAAAAGAGAAAGACAAAGGCUGGUGUCGAGGUUCCUUUUGACUACACAGAGUUAAACAAGAGUUACAAAACAAAAGAGCCCCCUUUGACUCCUGCUGAUGAAGUCAUAACUUAUGCUCCAGAAAAGGAAACUGUGCAAGAUGGAGAGGAACCUUCAACUUUAGAACCUGUAGUCAAACCAGCAUACAUUCCACCUCUUGUGAGAAAGUUUGCUGAGUUAAAAGAAUCUUUCGAUAAAGAAAAACAGGUUUUUGAACUUGAAAGAGAUCAACUUUUGAAAGAAAUAUCCAUGUUAAAAACAUCCUCUCAGUCCAUCACAGUUUCUCAACCCUCUUCCCACUCUUCCUCAGAAAAAUGCUUAGAAAAUUCAACCAACAGUUCUAAAACUUCUUCCACUCACUCUGAGCCUCCUUCUCAGACCGGAAACCAUGUGAAGAAGAGAGUUGAGAAGAGAGGAGAGUGGAUCGAGGAGAAGUUAAGAAGGAGGAAGAAAGAAGAAGAAUCUCAUCUAGGAAAUAAAAAUCAACGUUCGAGUGCUUUGUUUUACGUAAAGAAUAAGUCUAGAUCUGGCAUUAGUGAGCUUUCAACUAGUAGUACUAGAAGUGGUGUUCCUAGGAAUUUCCUAAGCGAACCCUCGACUAGUAAUGCUAAAAGAGUGGCUCCUAAGUGCUCUAGUUCUAAGACAUCUUUUAAGAAUUGCUACUCUAGUACUUGUUCUCUGAAUUGUGUUAAGUCAAUGAAAGUUUGUUGUUUUGAUUCUGAUUCCUUCUCCAACAAAGAUAAGAAUGUGAAUGUUCAGAGAUGCCCAAAGAAAUCAACUUCUGUGAAGGUGAACGUUGAGGGAGAGUACAAAUUACCUUGUUUAAAGUAUCCCCUCAAGGUUCACUCACUUAAACAUUUGAAAAGACUCUCUCAAGAAACAAUUUUAAAAGAUCAUCUGUCUGAACAUUCACUCACUGUUAAUGAAAUCUCCCUUGCUCCAAAAUUCAAACAACAAUGGGUUCCUAAGGCCGAAGCUGAAAAAUUAAGAACGCCAAACACUUCUCAAUCAGCUGGCCUAGGUUCCCAAAUAAAACAAAAGCUGAAACAUUUCUUUGACAUUGAUAAGGAAGGACCCACUUGGAGGUGGGUACCGAAAUGUACUUAAUCUGUUUUGCAGGUCCGCCAUGUGUGGUACCUGAUCCGAUUGCUCCACACACAUGGCGGGUGAGAAGAGCUGUGAGCAAUCAAUUGGUGCACAUUAUUAAGGGGAGUAUUGGCAUGUAUACUACCCCCACUGAGCAGAAUAUCAACAAAUGCACACCUCAACACCAACACAUGCCAAGAAGAAACAACAAGUGCUUAUUCUGAGGGGGAGUGUUUCAUUUUCACUCCUCCUGGUGCCUUACAACGAAGAGAGCACAUAUCAAGGGGGAGUUUUCUACUUUACUCCCGGGUGACAAACAACACCUUGCACAUUCUGAGGGGGAGUUACAUUUUUCUUCUCCUGGCGUCAAUCAAAGAUCAAUGCAAGACAAACCAAGGAUGUCAUGGCAGAACUAGUAACAAUCAAGACCGUCUACGGGAUCCAGAACUGGUACCCCAUCAAGGAGAACAACUCGAAGUUGGACCCAAAGGUCUUAUCCUGCCAUGAUGAUGUCAUGGUGGCUGUUUUGACAAGGCGCAAAAUUUAGAAGGCCCUGAACAAAAACUACGGAAGCACCAGAGGUGUAUCUCUAACAAUUCUGGAGAACACUCAACUAAGCAAGAAAUGCCUCUGGUGCGAGAAUUCUGAAAGCCACCAUUGACGACACCAAGGUGACCAACACCAAAGAGUUCAUGCAUCAAGUGCUCCAAACUCAAGAAUUGAUAAUGGGACGGAGUUCAAAAACAAGGAGCUGACCGAGUUCUACGAAGAUCGGGGAAUUACACAACAGUUCUUUGCAGCUAAAACACCACAGCAAAACGGAGUUGUAGAACGAUGGAACAAGACCUUGGUGGAAGCAGCCAGAACCAUACUGAUACAGUCAAAGCUUCCUCAUUUCAUGUGGGUUGAAGCUAUCAACACGGCUUGCUUCACAAAGAACUGGAUGGUGAUUCACAGACGAUUUGACAAGACACGCGAUGAGAUUGUGUUCAAGCAACUCCCUGACAUUGCCUUCUUCCGUGUCUUUGACUACAAGUGCUACAUUAUGAAUGAUAGGGAUGCUAGGGGGAAGCUUGAUCCGAAAGCAACUGAAGACAAAGAGGCUCAAUCAUCUUCUGAAGUAGGAGGACAGGGAGACGAGACAAGAUCGGAUGAGCACGUGGUAUUAGAUCCUCUGUUCGAACACUUUUACAGUCAACCACAUGCAUCACCAGCUACUACCGCUACAAAUUCUCAGACCUUCCUGUUAUAUGCUCCCACCGCAGAGAAAACACUCACUCCCACUCAGAAUGAUGAUGAGCACACAGAUGACGAAGCUGAAUAUGAACCAUCUACCCCGCAUAAUGAUCAACCUGAAGCAACUGCAACGCAAGAAACCCCAGGGGCACAACCAGAUCAAGAAUACACUGAUCCAGAUCAUUCAAUUAUAACUCCACUACCUCUACAACAUGAGAGAAAGUGGACGAGGGCACAUCUGCCAGAACUAAUAAUUGGUGAUCCAUCAAAAUGAAUCAGUACCAGAACCGCUUCAGCCAAUGAGUGCUUAUAUUCAUGUUUCCUGAGUCAGAAAGAAUCAACAAAUAUGACUGAAGCAUUGGCUGAUCCGGAUUGGGGUGAUUGCAAUGCAGAAAGAGAUGAACCAGUCUGAAAGACUGAAAGUUUGGACACUGGUGCCUAUGUCUUAUAGAAAAACCAUUAUUGGCACCAAAUGGGUAUCCAAGAACAAGAAGGAUGAGGACGGUGUGAUUAUCAGAAACAAGGCCCGCCUGGUAGCAAAAGGUUACAAUCAACAAGAAGGAAUCGACUACGAUGAGACCUUUGCACCAAUGGCGAGGAUUGAGGCCAUCAGAUUAUCUCUUGAUUAUGUUGCUCACAAAAGAUUCACCGUCUGUCAGGUGAAUGUAAAGACUGCAUCUCUGAAUGGAGACCUGAAAGAAGAGGUCUAUGUAGCACAACUUGAUGGAUUCGUAGAUCCCGAAUGCCCCAAACCCUAGAACAAGUUGAAUACGAUGAAUUGGCCAAUAAAAAGACAUCAUGAAAGAAAUGAUCAUGUUAGGCUAUGCUAUGCCGAUCAAGCUCAUCUCCCAGGUCAAACCCGACAGACUACCACGACCAUGGAGGACUCUGAUGGCAACCUUGAACAAGUGCUGCAUUGCCAAACACCAUAGCUUCGACAUGUGUAUCAUCUAUCUUCUGACUGCCUUCCAUGGUGUGGCAUUCAACAAAAACGACGAUUUUGUCUCGCUGAUCUGGGACGACAUCAGGAAGAAGAAAAACAUUGGUUCUGAAGAUGCGACGUGUCUCUAGAACAACUCCAACUAUCCACCAAAGACUAUCUACUGAGAUUCUGAGAACGUCAGCACUCCAUCCCUCAAGUGCAUUCAGAUGGUGACUGAGGAUCCUACACUCUUACCAUUCACCAUACUUGUGUCUUUGCUGCAGCUAGCUAAUCUGAAUGAUCCAUCUGUCUGACGCUACUGCUAGAAGAACAAUAUCAUACUCCCUAUGGCUCAGAUAAACCCCCCUGAGCCUACCCCGGGGAGUCAGCCGAGAGAUAGUGAGGGUCCUGAGAGUUCUACCCAGCCACAAAGACCAGUGGCAAGUCGGCCCCAUGAUGAUCAGACUACGUCUGCUGAGGGCCAACCCCAAGUUGCUGAGGAGAUUUCCCAUGAUUCGCCAAGCGUAGCCAGAACAAUAAACGCUGACGAUGAGGGCUCCGGUAGCAAGGCUAACAAGCGCAACAAAGUCAACAAGGAUGAUGAGAUUAAUGAUGAUGCGGACGACAACGCUAAUCAAGCCAGGGAGCCUCCGGUACAAAAACGCCGACUCAUUAUCAGGCUCCCCACGGAAACAGAAAUAGAGGCGUCUUACUCACAAACAAGCAAAGAAGGAGAUAUCAUAAGUGAGACGCGCUCCAAGCAUCAAAAUGACAUACUUCCUCAUCAUUCACUCUUACAUAGAGAAUACAAACCGCAAGCAGCCUGACCAAAGAAUUAGCCAUGUUUGACGAGUGUACAAACCUAGAUGUAGUAAACCGGACUGACCCCAUAGGAGCAGAAGCUGACUUUCUCAGUUUUCGAGUAGAAGACGCAGCAUCUAGUCCAACUGCGCAUGCACAAGCCACACCUAGCCACUCUGCUGCCUCCCAACAGGUAGUAGUUUCACAAAUAGGGGAUCAUAUACCCACCUCUCUGCCCCCUUACGGAGCAGUUGGGGACAAACAUAGUGGUCUAUCACCCCGGGCCACUACCCCUUCUUCAAUCACAUUGAGUCUAGGUGUCACACUCCCUACAUUUUCAACUUUUCUAGGACACAUACACUCCUCACACAACCACAUCUACAGGUCCACUUUACCUGUCAUCAACGAUCGGAGAUAAGUCGAUGAUGAUCGGAAGUCCUGCUGCCCAACAGAUAACUCAAUCAUUAUUAUCUGCAGGCCACACAUCGGUAAUUUUUACUGAUGUUGUGACAACGGUUAUUACCCCUGUAACCGGAAACCCUGACCUUACCGACUUUUUAGUCUUUUUGCAGCGUUUCAUGGAUUCCACCAUUAAGCCAUGGGUGCACGAAGCAAUAACCGCUCGGGCACAGGAAUUCACGAACACCCCGACGCUGUUUAACGACAUCAUCCAACCUCAACCAUCAUCCUCACACUCUUAACAACAACUUACCCCUUUCCUUACACGUCAAAAUUCUGAACCCUCCACCACACAACCUACCACUCCUACCACCUCAAGGGGAACCCAGGAUACAAAACUAGUGUCCUCCCCUAUAUCGACCACACCCUACCCUAAUCCACGCACUAUGGUUUUCGAGGAACUCCAAUCUAUUAUGCUAGCAAGAAACCGACAGCACAUGCAGUGACAGUCUCCGCAGUCACAAACGUUCGCAUGAGGACCCUGAUGAUUCGGAUCCUCAUGAGGGGGAGAACAAGAGGCAGCGGACACUUGAGCAUGUUGCAUCAACUAGCCAACAACCACAACUUGAAUCCUCUAACAACCAACAACCCCAAUCAUCUAGCCAACCCAAAAGCCAUACCACUCAGGAGGUUGAGCUGCGCGAAAUACGGAUAAAUGCAAGGUUUCUCUCAAGGAUGCACAUUUUUAAGGGGGGUUCUAUUUUCUCCUCCCGGUGACGAACAAUGACAAAGCAUACCGAGUGCUCCAGUUGAGGGGGAGCACAGAGAGAAAAUAAACAAGAUCAAUGAGAGAGAUGUCCUAAUGGCUUAGUAAACCCAACUAAGCCUACCCAAGGGACAAAGCCGAGAGUGAGUGAGUAACUGAGUGAAUAUUAUGAGAGUGAGGAAGCAGAAGGCUCCGUUGAGCAAGAAGACAAUAAUCAAUGACAAAUCUGCUACCUCAAAUGAGCUAUCAAUCGAGGAAUCAAUCCCAGUCACUCAAAUACUCCGGACAAUCCCCAUAGGUUCAGGACUGAAUUUAUUCAGAUCCCGGGUAGAAGUCGCUGCAUUUUGUCCAAACAGCGCGUGCACAACCCUACCCUAGACCACUCACUUGUCUCCCAACAGACAGGUGUUUAAUCACUGUUCGCGGGGAACCUCAUCUCUUAUCACCGUCUUCUUCUGAGGCGACUGAUACUGACUACAGUGGCCCUCAGCCCCAUGCCACUGAACUUUCAUUGAUCACGUUGUGUCUAGUUAUCUCACUCCUAAAUGUUUUGAAUUUUCUAAGACACGGACACAUUUUUAGAGUCAGUUGCAGGUCCAAGUGACCAUGCGAGAACUUCCAUAGGCUCAUCUUCUAUAGAUGCAGACCGAUGAUUGGAUGGAAGUCCUGAUGUUGCAACAUAGAAAUCACCAACAUUUUCAGGCCAUCAUUUAGAGUUCAUCUCUAUAGUGAUGAUAACGGGUGUCUACAUGAUCCCGGGGGGCUACAAUUAUCCAUGCUGAUCCUAGUGAUCAUGCCAUAACGACCAGAGUGACAUCUACUUCAGAUGUUUCACAUGAUUGGUUGGAAGUCCUGUUAGAGCUACAACGUUUCUAUCAUUAUAUACAGGCCACACAUCGGUGUUUACAUUGAUGUUGUGUUAACGGAACACCACAGUGUCUUCGGUCCUUAUCCUUUCAUUUUUUUUCCAUUUUCUGUUUUCCAGAAUAAAAGAAUAAAGGCAUGACAUCCCGAUUCAUUGGAUUGUCCUGAGGGGGAGAGUGGUCCACAUCUUGUUUACUCUCAAAAAUCAUUCCCGGACACUUUUCUCCUCCAGCUCAAAAACAAUGGCUCUCCACUCUUUCAGAUUUAUCAACUGCCAAGUCAGCUUCAGAUCUAAUGGUCAGCUAUGCUCACAAGUCAACCAUCAUUUUCCGCUGUGCCACCGACAACUGUUCCUCAAAAGCAUUCACAAUCGAAUAGUCAGAAAAGGCUACAUUCUGGAGGAUACAGAGGUCGGAUGAUCAAAUAGUGAAGAUGAAUCCCUUAUGCGCCUAGAUUUCUUCAGAACAAUCAUUCUAAAGGCGCCAUCGGAUUCAUUCAAGCUGAUCAAGAGAAACUUCUGAAAGGCAAGGAUUAAAAGCAAGAUUUUGAAGAAUCCCUCAACCCCCGGCAUCAAAGAACGAAAUGAAUGAAUAACACCAAGGGGGAGAUUGUAAGGAUUUCUUCAUGAAGCCUUUCCAAGAAGACAAAAGAAGCUGAACUGAAAGAAUUUGAUCGACUAAAGCGGUGCUAGACGCAAUCAAUGCUCGACUCGAAAAGAGGAGAAUGCUGCACCAAUAUGAACAUGCUCUAGCACUACAAAGCAACUACUACAAGAGGCAGAAGAAUCCACAAGAGCCAACAACAGACAUUUGAUCACAAAGGGGGAGAAUGUUAGAGAUAUUUUUAGUGUUGUGAUCAAUGUAUUUUAUAUAGCCUCUUGGUAGUAUUUAUUGUGUAUUUAAUAGGCCUUAAAUGUAAAAGGCUACUAAGCUAAAUUAGGAAUGGGCCUCCUAAAAAGGAGAGCCCAUAUCAUUGUAAAACCUACCAUUCUAAGGAGGCUAUAAAUAGACCCCUUAGGAAUGGCUAGGUUAAGCUUUCCUCACUCAGAAAAAUUCCCUGCGCAUAGAAUAGAGCCUACAGAAGUUUUACGCUACAUAUUCUUCAUCUUUAUGUAAACUUUCUGGCUAUCAAUGGAAAGCUUCUUCUACUCC
Molecule: messenger RNA, 9574 nt
Organism: Cuscuta epithymum
Lineage: Eukaryota; Viridiplantae; Streptophyta; Magnoliopsida; Solanales; Convolvulaceae
Source: the annotation of a GenBank genome assembly